GUUUCUUCACGCCUUCUAGGUUUCUUCACAAGUGUUCGAGCAAGUCCUUCAAGUUUACAUUCCGGCUACCCAUCCCCCGCCGGUUUCUCGGCGUUAAAGUGAGUUUGACUUCAGGGUGGACUCUUUCACAGACGGGUCCAGUCGACCGGUCCCCUCCGACAUAACCGCGGAGAAGGGCUCAGCCCCACAAACAGCUUCGGCGCUUAUUUCGCCUGAAUAGGACCGGCGUCGCUUUGUUCGGGCUGCUAACCUGCUGAGGGCAUUGCCAUACAACAGUAAGCUCUGAAGCUUCACAGGGAGGAGGACUCAGGACUGUCAGCCGCGAGAUUACUGUACUCGCUGUUAAAUACGAUAAUUGCACACCGUCGAAGACGCAUCGCGGUCGAGAGACACAUCUGCCAGGAUGACGGCGACCCUAUCCCGGUCUUUUUCGAAGGACUUCCGCGAGUUCGGCAUCACAGAUGUUUCCGACAGAGCGGCCAUCAUUGAGAAACUUGUAAAUCAGGAGUGGGAAAUGAAGGACCUUCGGGAACAGCUUCACGCCUCAGAGUCUGAACGAGCAAAACUCGUUAGCGUGAACAAAAUACUUCGCGAGCAUAUGAGCAUGCACAACCAUCUGCAGGAGCAGCUUAGGAACGCGCUGAAGACUUACGAUGAGAUUUCCGCAAAGGUGACGGACCACGUCAAGCUCGCCGAGAGGCUCCACGGCCUCGUCGGUGAACCUGUCUCGCGAGCCAAAUCAUUCUCCGUCUCCGGGACCGGGAACCAGUAUUCUCCGUUUCCCGAGGGAUCCGUCUCUUCACCGCUUCCACGAGGGGGGCCGUCUGGAGGUGGCACAAGCGAAAAGGGUUUCGUUGCCGCACUGAAACAGGAAGAGGCUUCCUGGUUUCCCACAUCGCCCGUCGUUGGGAAAUCCAGACGUGGGUCAGGAAACAAUAUUGCGGUGGCACGCAGCCCUUUCGCGGCCGACGACGCCAUCGCCCUUCUGAAGAUGUUUUCGCUGUUCGCAGAGUUUCCUGAUGAGGUCCUGAACAGAUUGGCUAUGAUUUCUUAUGAGAUGUUCAGGACAGCAGGACAGCAGAUUAUAACCAAGGGAGAGAUGGGCGCGGAGAUUUAUUUCUUGGCAAAAGGCGAUGUCCAUGUAAUGGCCGCGGUUGUGGAAGGGGAAGCCGAAGAACCAUUAGCGACUCUAAGCGACAGAUCUUUCUUCGGGGAGCUGGGCGUCUUGUUUGACAAACCACGAACGGCCAACGUCCGCGCAUCGACCGAUUGCCAUAUCGUGGUCGUCACCAAGCAAAAGAUCCACGACACGUUGCAAUCGUAUCCGGAUCUUAAACAGCGCGUGGAAAUGUUCGCUCAUGACCGCGAGAAGUGGUGGUCUACCCGCGAAUACAAGGCCGCAUUUGGAAUGGAGUUUAUUGCCAAUAUCGCAAGGCAGGAUAUUACCAAGCUCCCUAUCUUCGCAGAAGCCCCCGACGUCUUCCUGGAGAAACUAGCCCAACGGUGCACAUCAGAGACCUUCGCACCCUCCAGCACCAUCGUCCAGAUUGGUGACGACUCCGACAGCAUCUUCUUUGUCAUCCGCGGGUCCGCCCUCGUCAUCUCCGCCGAAAAAGUGGUGCACGCGGAGCUCGGCCCCGGCGCCUUCUUUGGCGAGCUGGGCAUCAUCCUCAACAUCAACCGCACGGCUAGUAUCGUGGCGAAGGAGGAGUGCUUUGCUCUGAAAUUGACGAAGGAAAGCUUGAUCGAGGUGCAGGAGGCGUAUCCGGCGAUCAAGGCGAAGAUUCAGGACGCUGUCAAUGAGCGGUUUGCGUUGUAUCAGGAACGGUGCAAGCAGGUUGAUAAGGCGCCUGAGCAGUUUGAUGUUGAGGUUAGCAAGCAGCAAUUGAAGAAGCUUGGCAUAUUCCGCAACGUCGAUGACAUGAUCAUUGGCGAGCUUGCGCACUUGAUGAAGCAGCAAUCGUGGAAAAAGGGCGACAAGAUCAUAGAGUGUGGACAAAAGGCCGACAGCAUGUUCUUCCUAACCUCCGGCGAAAUCGACGUCCUCUCCGAAUUCGGCGAACAGAUCGACCGCGCCUCCGGGCCCGACGCCUGGUUCGGCGAAGUCGCGCUCCUGCAAGACGUGCCCCGCACCGCGACCAUCCGCGCCCGCUCCGAAUGCUCCACGUUCAUGUUCCGCAAGGACGAUUUCAUGGCCUUGUUGAAGAAGAACCCGGUCAUUGCGGAACGGAUCGAGGAGACGGCUAGGGAUCGGUUGCAGGCGCAUUUGAUGAGGAAUAUUUUGGCUUGAGGGAGAACAGGGACGGGAGGGCUUCAGUGGACGAUGGCACUUCCACUUCCAUCUUUUUCUUUUUUUGGGACCAUCUUUCAUUCUUCGUUUUUGGACAUAGUAGGGUUCUCUACGCAAUAGUAUUGCUGCAUCCUUUUCCGAAAGCCCCAUUCCGAGUCUUGGGUGAAGUCUCUGCUCCGACUGUUUUCGUGCAGGCUGCCAUCAUAUCCGACGUUCAUCCACUCUAUCCUCGUCGGCCGACGGUAAUGCAUGCCGUCAUCUCACAUUGGGAUUAUAAAGCGCUCGUCGAAGCCGACGUACCUCCGCGCUUCCGAUUGCAAAGGUCGCGGAACAAUGAAUUUUCCAAUGACAGCUCGGAGAAAUGGGGGAACACCUCCAUCGGGAUAAGCUUCAGG
This is a messenger RNA of Fimicolochytrium jonesii, 2685 nucleotides long. Its product is annotated as cyclic nucleotide-binding-like protein. The record is from RefSeq and is a predicted model, not a curated record. Bases 404 to 2290 code for a protein of 628 amino acids. Lineage: Eukaryota; Fungi; Chytridiomycota; Chytridiomycetes; Spizellomycetales; Powellomycetaceae. Gene Ontology annotation, molecular function: protein-containing complex binding. The transcript is spliced from 7 exons.